Molecule: messenger RNA, 2390 nt
Organism: Plectropomus leopardus (leopard coralgrouper)
Lineage: Eukaryota; Metazoa; Chordata; Actinopteri; Perciformes; Serranidae
Product: RAS like proto-oncogene Ba
Biological process (GO): signal transduction
Cellular component (GO): membrane
Molecular function (GO): GTPase activity; GTP binding
Source: RefSeq, a predicted model, not a curated record
GUGGGGCUUUUGUUGCAGGAGCGGUUUGCUUUUGGAGAACCAAUGUCCCCAAAUGCUCCAUUAAUGCAGGCAUCAAGAUAACAUCAACCGAGGGCAGAAAUACAAAUCCUGCUUUGGUUCUGCGAGAGAGUGUCUGGGUGCAGAGGAAGUGUAUGCGUGGGUGUGGGUACAUGUGUGUGUGAAAGAGACACAAAGAAGAAUCCAGUGAUGGCUUCCAGUAAAAGUAAAAACCAGAGCUCUCUGGCGCUGCACAAGGUGAUAAUGGUGGGCAGUGGAGGCGUGGGAAAGUCGGCCCUCACUCUGCAAUUCAUGUAUGAUGAGUUUGUGGAGGACUACGAGCCCACUAAGGCGGACAGCUACAGGAAGAAGGUGGUUCUGGAUGGGGAGGAGGUCCAGAUCGAUAUUCUGGACACAGCCGGCCAGGAGGACUACGCUGCCAUCAGGGACAACUAUUUUCGCAGCGGUGAGGGCUUCCUGCUGGUCUUCUCCAUCACAGAGCAUGAGUCCUUCACUGCCACUGUGGAAUUCAGGGAGCAGAUCUUGCGGGUGAAGGCAGAGGAGGACAAGAUCCCUCUCCUUCUGGUAGGGAACAAGUCGGACCUGGAGGAGCGUAGGCAGGUAACUGUGGAUGAGGCCCGAGGGAAGGCAGAGGAGUGGGGCGUCCAGUAUGUAGAGACAUCAGCCAAAACCAGAGCCAACGUUGACAAGGUGUUCUUCGACCUGAUGCGUGAAGUUCGAGGCAAAAAAAUGUCAGAAAACAAAGACAAAAAUGGAAAAGGAAAAAACAAGAAGAACAAGAAGAGCUUCAGAGAAAGAUGUUGUUUACUUUGAACUCUUCAUGGACCUUAACAACCCACAUUACAACUGUUAUGUUGGGGAACAAAGCAGAGCGUCCUUGCCAUUGUCAUUCAAAUGAAAUUUUUUAAUUAGCUGGUUUUAGUUUAGUGUUUAGAACAAUCGCAACCACUUCUUUUUUGUUUUGAUUAAUGAAAUCUGAGUUGCUGUUUCAUUGGAAAAUAACCACUGUUGUGACUGUGACUCGGACUGCAGUUCUUGACGGCUCAUAGUAAGCCAAUGACCAAACUGCCACUGACACUAACUCUGCUGCUCAAGACAUUCUCUACUGUUAAACUCAGCGAUUAUACUGCCUUUGACUUCAGAUCAGUGUGUUUUACACCAGGAUUGUUGAGUCUUUGUCAAGUAAACAGUGCUCUUAAUUUCUUUCCCUGCUCUUAAUCUUAACCUGCUUAAUCCUUAGUCUAUGUUAGUAUAGACCCCUUGAAUCUCUGUUCAUCAUUUUUUUCAAGGAGCUGUAAUGCUGCUGUCUGUCUCAUCUGUGAUCAUUUAUUAUGACACUUAAUGUCAUGUCUAUCGAAGAUGUUGGCCUCAUUCAUUCACCUGUCCAGACUCUGAUUUUCGACUUCAGAGCGUGUUUGAAAUGGCUGGAAAUUUUUAAUUUUUUUUUUUUUUUUUUUUUUUUUUUCCCAAUCACAGAUUUGUAAUUUUCUGACCACAGGAGAAUCAGUGCAAUCAGAGGACUUGUUGCCAAACAGGGUUAUUUCAUUCCACUGCUAUCAGACCUUACAUGAUCACUGCAAAUCAAUCCAAAGAUGCUUUGCAGUUUGUUGGUGAAAAAUCAAAUCUUUGGUCACAGAACCCCCCUACAAAUUUUAGUGAGGUAGUCCAUCACCCAGAGCUCACGGAGCUUCAUGUAGAUAUCUUAACAUUUGUUAGAUAUUUUGAGGCAGGGAAGAGAGUGUUGUAAUGUGAUAACUAGUAUUUCUUUUGUUGCUAUGUUCAAGUAAUCUGGCCCUUCCAACCCUUCUCACGGUGCAGAUCUUGUUUGACACUACUAUUGUAAGUUAAGGGUCUGCACCGUGAGACUGGUGCUGACAAUCCAGGAAGCCAUGACACCUCUGGUCCACUAUAGCAUUAAAAUCAAUAACGUCUUAUUACUCUUUAAAGUUCCAGUGUUCUUUUUAUUUCUUUGUCUUUUUAAUAACAUGCACUACAUUGCCAAUACCUAAGAAGUGGACUUCAUGAUGAAUGGAGUCACACUGGAGAUUUUUAAACAGUUUGUGCCAACAAAAUCACAAAAAAUCAAACUUAUGUUUGUGGAUGUACAGUAUGCGUGUUAAUUACCGGAGUGUGUGUGCAUUUAGUAGAAAAUCCUACUACCUACAUUUCUGUCUGUGUGAGUGAAACUUUGAAGAGGGCGCCAACUUCUUAACUGUUGUUUAAUCAAGUGCUACAGUGAACAAGAUGUUUCUACCACUGCCUAAACCGUUCUUCUUAAUAUGUCCUCCUUUUUCUUUUUCAGUUCCUACUGAUGAGUGUGCUUUUAUCUCUGCAGCGAAAGUGUUGCCGAAUAAAUCCUUUUUUCUUUGUAA